AUGGCUGCCCUUCAGGAACUCGCAGACCGCACAAAGGUGGACGACGCCAAGGUCUAUAUCGAUACCGACGCAGGUGCCGACACCGAGGCGGCCGAUGGCUCCGAGCAGAAGCCCUACAAAUCGCUCGCAUAUGCCUUGGAAGGAGCCCCUAAGAGCGCCGUAAAGAAGGCUCAGGGCGCGCUUGACUCGCACAAGAAGAAGGUCACAAAGCAGCGACAGCUCGCGGCGGCCGAGGAGGAGAAGAAGAAGAAUAAGCUCCAGGCGCUCGAAGACGCCAAGAAGAUUGUCUUGAAGGAGGACUCGUCCCUCCCGCAGGCGGUCAAGAUCACCAUUGGCGACAAGUCGGUCGAACUCGGCGAUGCUGGAAACAAGGGAACCCGCGUCAAGGUGUACGGAAGGAUUCACAGGUUGCGACCGCAGAAGCACGCGACCUUCAUCACCCUCGUCGACGGCUACGGUCACCUCCAGUGCAUCCUCCCCACCGGUGACCUGACCAAGAACUAUGACGCUCUCCAGUUCGCCCAAGGCACAUCACUUCUCCUCUUUGGAGAGUUGAAGAAGGACGCCAUCACCAACAAGGUCUCCUUGUCUCAGAACCAGUGGGACGCGCAGAUGCUUGACAACCGACACCUCGUCCUCCGCGGCGACAACGCCGCCGCCAUCAUGAAGAUCAGGGCUGCAACCGAGUGGGCCUUUGCCAAGACCUACAAGGAGAUGAAGUUCGUCAAGGUCUCUCCUCCCGCGCUUGUACAGACCCAAUGCGAGGGUGGUGCCACUCUCUUUAGCCUCCCUUAUUACGACGAGACUGCCUACCUCACCCAGUCUUCUCAGCUCUACCUCGAAACCGUCCUCCCUAGCCUUGGGAACGUGUACUGUAUCGAGAAGUCAUUCCGUGCCGAAAAGAGUUUGACCAGACGCCACUUGUCCGAAUAUAGCCACGUCGAGGCCGAGCUGGACUUUAUCAACUUUGAGGGGCUCUUGGAACAUCUCGAGGAGAUCAUGUGCCGUGUCAUUGAGAAUGUUCUCGAUGAUCCCGAAAUCGCGGCGCUUGUCAAGGAGCUUAACCCUGACUUCAAGAAGCCCGAGCGACCGUUCCUCCGAAUGAAAUGGCAACCCCAUGCCUUCGGCGAUGAUAUCGCCGAGGCCGCCGAGCGAAGGAUGACGGAUAUCAUCAACAAGCCAAUCUUCCUCACCCACUUCCCUGUUGAGAUCAAGGCUUUCUACAUGAAGAAAGACCCUAACGACCUCAGGGUCACUGAGAGCGUCGACGUGCUCAUGCCGGGCGUAGGCGAGAUUGUUGGAGGUUCUAUGAGGAUGGAAGGAUACGAGGAGCUUCUCGAGGCGUAUAAGAAGCAAGGCAUUCCUGCCGAAGAUUACUACUGGUACACUGACCAGCGCAAGUACGUUGAUAACCACGGAAAGAUCCGACCCAUCUGGAUUUGA
Parascedosporium putredinis is the source of this 1443-nucleotide messenger RNA. NCBI's taxonomy places the organism in Eukaryota, Fungi, Ascomycota, Sordariomycetes, Microascales, Microascaceae. The record is from the annotation of a GenBank genome assembly.